This is a messenger RNA of Paramecium sonneborni, 692 nucleotides long. NCBI's taxonomy places the organism in Eukaryota, Ciliophora, Oligohymenophorea, Peniculida, Parameciidae. The record is from the annotation of a GenBank genome assembly.
AUGCAACCAAUGCAUUCUAGCCAAGACUUAGCAGGAAGUACCAAUAUCUUAGACAAAAAGUUAGUAAAUAGGGAAGAUUUCAAAUUAUAUAGUUAGGGUCAUGCAUAAUAUGAAAUAGAAAACUAAAAUAAAAUUUAUGAAUUCUAAAGUAAAGGAAAUAUCUUUUGAUAGUUGAAUUGAAAAAUGCAUUUCGAAUAAAUUGUCAUGUUUAUUUUGUAAUUGAAUAAAAAGAGAAUACUUUAGUAUACAUUAAAGUGAAAAAGAGAAAUGAAAAACAUAUUUUUUACAGCAGUAGGAGAUGCAAAAUUAACAGAUUUUUGAUUAGCUAAUAUGAGAAGAGAAAAUAGAGAGAAAUCAUGUACUGAAAUUAAUAAAUAUUAAAAAAUUGAAAAAGUUACUAGAUAAUCAGAAUAUCUGACAAUCUUGCAUCAGAAAUAGUGAAUAAAUCAGGGAAUUUUCAUGAAAAUCGGACUUUUGAAAUAUUGAUCUAUGAAAUGAAAAAUGGUUUUACACAAUUGAGAGAUUCAAAUAAUGAUUUUAAGAAGAUAUCCUCAAAGAUAAUAGAAUACUCAUCUAUAUAUCCUAAAAAGAUAUCAUUAUAAAGUAUAAAUUUGAUUAAAUAAAGAGUAGUCCAUGGGAACGCAAGGAGUUAAAGUAUAAAAUUAUAAUUAUAAAUAAAGUAUGAUGAUUGA